Molecule: messenger RNA, 333 nt
Organism: Insectozyma verbasci
Lineage: Eukaryota; Fungi; Ascomycota; Pichiomycetes; Serinales; Debaryomycetaceae
Source: the annotation of a GenBank genome assembly
AUGCCAGUUCCAUUUGAAGGGUUAUUACCAUAUGCUAUAAUGACUGCAUUUUUUGGACUUGCAGGUCAUGGUGUUCAAUUUAUAAGAUAUUGGGAUAAUGGUUGGAAAAAUGAUAGAUAUAAUUUAGAUGAAUUUGAUGAAAAAAUGAUGCAAAGAGAUUUUUAUUUAACUGGUGUUAAAAGAGGUCAACAAAGUGAUCCAAUAGCUCCUGAAGAAUUUAAAACUAUUCAACAAAUUCCACAAAGAUACUGGACUCCAUAUAGAGAUCAAUAUUUCGUACUUAGAGAAAGAUUAUUUAGAGGUUAUGUAUUUGGUGAUUGGAAUUGGCAAUAA